Messenger RNA from Lipotes vexillifer (Yangtze River dolphin), 2545 nucleotides. It is a transcript of the gene GRK5, whose product is annotated as G protein-coupled receptor kinase 5. The coding region runs from base 218 to 1987 and encodes 589 amino acids. The record is from RefSeq and is a predicted model, not a curated record. Gene Ontology annotation, molecular function: ATP binding; G protein-coupled receptor kinase activity. The transcript has 16 exons. Gene Ontology annotation, cellular component: cytoplasm. Gene Ontology annotation, biological process: regulation of signal transduction; protein phosphorylation; signal transduction. Lineage: Eukaryota; Metazoa; Chordata; Mammalia; Artiodactyla; Lipotidae.
GGGACACAGAGGGAGGAAGAAGCGGCGGCGGCGGCUCCUCUUUGCAGAGGUGGAAACUCCGAAGGAUAAGAGCAGGAAUAAUGCGGUAGGCUAGGCGGGCUGCUCGCUCCCGGCUCCGGCAGCAGCGGCAGCAGCCCGAGCAGCGGCAGCAGCAGCGGCAGCACCUCAGGCGCUGACAGCCCCGCCGGCCGGCUCCCUCGCUGACCGCCGACUGUCAAUGGAGCUGGAAAACAUCGUGGCCAACACGGUCUUGCUGAAAGCCAGGGAAGGGGGCGGAGGAAAGCGCAAGGGGAAAAGCAAGAAGUGGAAGGAAAUCCUGAAGUUUCCUCACAUUAGCCAGUGUGAAGACCUCCGAAGGACCAUAGAGAGAGAUUACUGCAGUUUAUGUGACAAGCAGCCAAUUGGGAGGCUGCUUUUCCGGCAGUUCUGCGAAACCAGACCUGGGCUGGAGUCUUACAUUCAGUUCCUGGACUCAGUGGCAGAAUAUGAAGUUACUCCAGAUGAAAAACUGGGAGAAAAAGGGAAGGAAAUUAUGACCAAGUACCUCACCCCAAAGUCCCCAAUUUUCAUCGCCCAAGUUGGCCGGGACCUGGUCUCCCAGACGGAGAAGCUCCUUCAGAAACCCUGCAAAGAACUCUUUUCUGCCUGUGUGCAGUCUGUCCACGACUACCUGAGGGGAGAACCCUUCCACGAGUACCUGGACGGCAUGUAUUUUGAUCGGUUUCUCCAGUGGAAGUGGUUGGAAAGGCAACCGGUAACCAAAAACACUUUCAGGCAGUACCGAGUACUAGGAAAAGGGGGCUUUGGGGAGGUCUGUGCCUGCCAGGUUCGGGCCACGGGUAAAAUGUAUGCCUGCAAGCGCUUGGAGAAAAAGCGGAUCAAAAAGCGGAAAGGGGAGCCCAUGGCGCUGAAUGAGAAGCAGAUCCUGGAGAAGGUCAACAGUCAGUUUGUGGUCAACCUGGCCUACGCCUACGAGACCAAGGAUGCACUGUGCUUGGUACUGACCAUCAUGAACGGGGGGGACCUGAAGUUCCACAUCUACAACAUGGGGAACCCGGGCUUCGAGGAGGAGCGUGCCCUGUUCUAUGCGGCAGAGAUCCUGUGCGGCCUGGAAGACCUCCACCGUGAGAACAUCGUCUACAGAGAUUUGAAACCUGAAAAUAUCCUGUUAGACGAUUACGGCCACAUUAGGAUCUCGGACCUGGGCCUAGCCGUGAAGAUCCCGGAGGGAGACCUGAUCCGCGGCCGGGUGGGCACUGUCGGCUACAUGGCUCCAGAGGUCCUGAACAACCAGAGGUACGGCCUGAGCCCCGACUACUGGGGUCUGGGCUGCCUCAUCUACGAGAUGAUCGAGGGCCAGUCGCCCUUCCGCGGCCGCAAGGAGAAGGUGAAGAGGGAGGAGGUGGACCGCCGGGUCCUGGAGACCGAGGAGGUAUAUUCGCACAAGUUCUCCGAGGAGGCCAAGUGCAUCUGCAAAAUGCUGCUCACCAAAGAUGCAAAGCAGAGGCUGGGCUGCCAGGAGGAAGGGGCAGCAGAGGUCAAGAGACACCCCUUCUUCAGGAACAUGAAUUUCAAGCGCUUAGAAGCUGGGAUGUUGGACCCUCCCUUUAUUCCAGAUCCCCGGGCCGUGUACUGCAAGGAUGUGCUGGACAUCGAGCAGUUCUCCACCGUGAAGGGCGUCAACCUGGACCACACAGACGACGACUUCUACUCCAAGUUCUCCACGGGCUCCGUACCCAUCCCUUGGCAAAGCGAGAUGAUCGAAACAGAGUGCUUUAAGGAACUGAAUGUGUUUGGACCUAACGGUACCCUCUCGCCGGACCUGAACAGAAGCCACCCUCCGGAACCGCCAAAGAAAGGGCUGCUCCAGAGGCUCUUCAAGCGUCAGCAUCAGAACAAUUCCAAGAGUUCAGCCAGUUCCAAGACCAGUUUUAACCAUCACAUAAAUUCAAACCAUGUCAGUUCAAACUCCACCGGAAGCAGCUAGCUGCAGCUCUGGCCUGAAAUCCACGGUGGGACCAGCCUAGACCCUUCUCCUUAGAAGCGGACUUGUGACCGGUGGAGCUUCCGCCCUGGCGGGCAGGCGGGGGAGCCCUCCAGGAGCCGGGGAAGGAGGCCGUCCAGCCCCGAGAUGGGGAGCCUCCAGGUUCCUCAAAGAGAUUUCCACUCAGGUCUGUGUUCGGAGGCGGCCCUCAAGCCAAGGAGGAUUGGCUGUGUCUCUGUCGAACAUUGCAAUAGAAAUCCAAUUGGAUACAACUUGCACGUGUUUUAACAGCGUCAUAACUAGAACUGAAUUUUGUCUUUAUUAUUUUUAAAGAAAAGUUUUGUAAAUUUCUCUAUCGUUUCAGUUUACAUUUUGUAUAUUUGUAUUUAAAUGAAAGUCAGACUUUGAGGGUGUAUAUUUUCUGUGCAGCCACGGUUUAGCCAUGUGUUUUAAGACAUUUUAGAGGGGUGGCGGGUGGGGAAGGGUGUAAAAAAAAAAAAAUGUGACUCAAGACUUCCAGAGCCUCAAAUGAGAAAAUGUUUUUAUUAAAUGUAGAAAAUG